GCCAUCGCCACGGUGAUGAAGUGGAAGACGGUGUCGGCCAUUUUCCUCCUGGUGGUUCUCUACCUGGUGGUGGGAGCUGCCGUGUUCAGGGCCCUGGAACAACCCCACGAGAGUGCUCAGCGCCUGGCCAUCUUGAAUCAGAAACUAGAGUUCCUCUCCACACACACCUGUGUCAACCACAGCCAGCUGGAGGAACUGGUCAAGCAAGUGGUGUCAGCGAUCCGUUCAGGGGUGAACCCAGCAGGGACUCUGACCAAUCACAGCAGCCUCUGGGACCUAAGCUCCUCCUUCUUCUUCGCGGGGACCGUCAUCACUACCAUCGGUUUUGGGAACAUCUCCCCCCAUACGGAGGGUGGGCGUAUCUUCUGUAUCAUCUAUGCCCUGCUGGGGAUCCCUCUGUUUGGCUUCCUACUGGCUGGAGUAGGAGACCAACUGGGAACCAUCUUUGGGAAGGCCACCGCCAGGGUCGAGAAGAUGUUCGUGCAGUGGGAUGUUAGUCAGACUAAGAUCCGUGUCAUCUCCACUGUUCUCUUCAUCCUGUUUGGCUGUCUGCUCUUCGUGGCGCUGCCGGCGGCCAUCUUUAAACACAUUGAGGUCUGGAGCGCUCUGGAGUCCCUCUACUUUGUCGUUAUCACAUUGACAACCAUUGGUUUCGGGGACUUUGUCGCAGGUGGUUCAGAGAUUGAGUAUCUGGACUACUACAAGCCUGUGGUGUGGUUCUGGAUCCUGGUGGGGCUGGCGUACUUCGCUGCUGUUCUCAGCAUGAUAGGAGACUGGCUCAGAGUCAUCUCUAAGAAGACCAAAGAGGAGGUAGGGGAGAUCAGGGCUCAUGCAGCAGAGUGGACGGCUAAUGUCUCGGCAGAGUUCAAGGAGACCAGACGUCGCCUCAGUGUCGAGGUCUACGACAAGUUCCAGCGGGCCGCAUCAAUCAAACGCAAACUGUCGACCGAUCUGGGCUUAAACUCCACCCCCGAGCUUAACCCACCCAAGAGGAUGCUGUCCGUCAACUUCACAGAUGAACGGGAUCGGGAGAGAGAGACGAUGUUCCCGCAUAUGGCCAAAAAUGGAAGUAUUUUUCCAAACGGGCUAGGGGCGGAGCCUAGGAGAGGUGACGUGGCUAUUAUAGAACACCUCAAGUAGAGGUCACAAACUUUCACCUCUGACCUCUGACCCUGCUUCAGCACAAGCCACACCCACCUGGUUACAAAAACCAAUGGCAGCCAUCUUUCAGCACAGGGUGGAUGACGUCAUCAAUUAACAGCUGCCCUGAUGACUAUAUAACUAUAUAACUAUAUGACACUAAAAUUAUGAAGCAGUUUGAUUAUGAACUACAACAAAAUCACAACAUGAAUUAUGAACUGUGAACUAUGAACAUAUCUUUAUGGAUCUGAAUGGAAGAGUUACAUUUGGGGAGUACAUGUAAGGUCAGGGCAAAUCUGA
This is a messenger RNA of Coregonus clupeaformis (lake whitefish), 1440 nucleotides long. RefSeq names its product potassium channel subfamily K member 2-like. Bases 16 to 1140 code for a protein of 374 amino acids. Gene Ontology annotation, biological process: potassium ion transmembrane transport; stabilization of membrane potential. NCBI's taxonomy places the organism in Eukaryota, Metazoa, Chordata, Actinopteri, Salmoniformes, Salmonidae. The record is from RefSeq and is a predicted model, not a curated record. Gene Ontology annotation, molecular function: potassium ion leak channel activity; outward rectifier potassium channel activity. Gene Ontology annotation, cellular component: membrane. The transcript has 7 exons.